This is a messenger RNA of Monopterus albus (swamp eel), 5590 nucleotides long. RefSeq names its product collagen alpha-1(I) chain. The record is from RefSeq and is a predicted model, not a curated record. The transcript has 64 exons. Gene Ontology annotation, cellular component: extracellular matrix. Gene Ontology annotation, molecular function: extracellular matrix structural constituent. Lineage: Eukaryota; Metazoa; Chordata; Actinopteri; Synbranchiformes; Synbranchidae. Bases 178 to 5523 code for a protein of 1781 amino acids.
CCUCCCAGAAUACUUACAAAGCAUCAAAAGAGGAAACAAAUGAACAGCUAUCAAGUGAGGAUUGCUUAACUGGAAUGAUCUACAUGGGUAACCUAGACCGGACCAGGUUUUCUGCUGCUCCUCUGUGGGAUAGACUACAGCACAUCCUCUCCCUGGACAUCUCUCUGUCCAGACUGCAUGGAAUUGGACUUGGACUAUUGCCCACAGGAGAGCACAUCCUGGCGUCAUAGCCUGGGGCCACAGAUCAACACUUUAGGCCUGACACUGCUGGGAGGAGCUUCACAUCCUCACCACCCACCCUUUACUGAAGUUGGAGCUAUGAAUGAUGUGACCACUCAGCCUGGGAUCAGAGUAUCACCUGGACAAGAAGCUUCCCGUGAGGGCAUGACUCUGCAGUCUGAUCUAGUUGAGAUGACACCAAUGAUCAGCACUUUUUCUCUGAAAUCGCUUCCUGGUACAAACAUACAGGAUGGAGACACUGAAGCUGUAGUGAAAACGGAGACAGGUGUAGAAGCACAGACCACAAACUCAAUCAACAGAGAAAAAGACAAGCCAAAAGGUGGCAAAAAAGAAAUGAUUCAAGGUGAAGUUAAACAACCACAUCCUCUCUUUCUCACUGGAAAUGAGCAGAUUUCAAAUUCACAGCUUGACAUAUUAAAGACAGUGACCCGGUCAUGGAGCACCAAAGGAAGCAUCACAACCAGGAUGCCUUCUGACUACACUCUUGAAACUGCUCAGCAGCAGAGACAGGUUCCUGAGCUUUUCAGUGCAGCCAAGGAGGGAUCCUCCACCACAGGGUCAGGGUUUGUUGCUUCCAGCAGGUACCCUUUGUCUGAGGAGGAAGGUGUUAGAGAAGUGAGACAGGAGGCAUCACCACCUCUGUUUUCACCUCCAGUUUUAACAGCUACAGUUUCAGUUACCGGUUGUAGAACAACAGAUGAAACUGUAUCACUCAAGGGAGCAGCAACAGAGGACUUUGCUGCUCCUCAUCAAGAUCCAGCCCCAAACAGGCCUGUUUUAACUCCAAUGCUGCAAAGUGGUGAAGUGCUAAGUAACAGGGACAUGGUGGUGGAGAUGGGUAAUGUUUCAGCUAGUGAGAUAAAAGAUGAAAUGGAAGACAGUUUGGAAACUGUUUCACCCACAACAGAAACAUCACCAAAAGAGCAAUUUCCUGGUGGAGAAGAGGAGAGAUGCAGAAAGGCUGAUGAUUAUGAGAUAGAUUUAAGGGUAGAGGAGAAUGCUGGAAGAGACAGAGAGAUGGAAAAACAAGGUCCUGAUGAUGAGACUGAGGAAUAUACUCAGUCUUCACUUGACUGGAAAUCCCAGGUCAGCUCUGAAGAAACCACAGUCCAAACAGAGACUGACUCUCCACAGCAGAGUGUCAAAGCAGGCAGGCAGCCACUUACUAACACAGACAGACGUCAUGGGGCAGAUCUAAGACCUGGCAUCACAGGUCAAAGGGGACCCCAGGGUCCCCCUGGACUACCUGGACCACUUGGACCACCUGGACCACCUGGACCACCAGGACCUAAAGGAGACAAAGGCUAUCAAGGUGUUUUGGGCAGGACUGGGUGGCCUGGAUACAGAGGGCCAACUGGUCCCGCUGGAAUGCCUGCUAUUGUGGUAUUUAAAACCUCUGAAGAAGAGUGGGAGGCAUUCAAGAAAAGUGAAAUUUACCAAACGCUGAUGUCUUCCUGGCCAAAACUGAAGGGGCCCAUGGGGCCUCCUGGACCUCCUGGAGAUGAUGGGCCAGUUGGACCACUUGGAAUUACUGGAAACCAAGGACAGAAAGGAGUUCAAGGGGAAAUUGGCAGUCCUGGACCACAAGGUAUUCCAGGUCCUCAGGGCCGACCUGGGAGAGAUGGGACACCAGGAGAGGACGCUGACCCAGGUCUGCCAGGUUUACCUGGCAAACAGGGUCCCAAAGGCUACAGAGGAGAGAAGGGUAACAAAGGGGAGCUGGGUGAGUGGGGUUAUCAGGGGGAGGCUGGACCACAGGGAGACAGAGGGCGAAAAGGAAACAAGGGAAAUAAAGGUGUCAGAGGCCUUGUUGGGCUCCCUGGCUACAUAGGAGUGGCCGGAGCCAGGGGUCCUUCUGGUUUUCCAGGACCAUCAGGACCUCUGGGAGAGAUUGGAUCUCCAGGCUUUAGUGGACCACCAGGCCCACCUGGCAAACUGGGCCCCAGAGGACUUAAAGGUGUCUUAGGAGUUAAAGGACCCCCAGGUCAUCAAGGUGAACUGGGUGCCAGAGGAGCUGUUGGACCACAGGGAGAGUCAGGUCCUGAUGGAACAAUUGGAUCUCCUGGCGUCCGUGGCCCCCAGGGAGAGCGAGGACCAGAUGGACCUUCAGGUCCUAAAGGUGACGCUGGUGAGACAGGAAUUGAAGGAGAAAUAGGAGAACCAGGACCACCUGGACUUAAUGGAGCCAAUGGGAAUCCAGGAAAGCCUGGACCCUCAGGUGAUCCCGGGGCUAAAGCCAGGCGUGGUGACAUGGGUAAUCCAGGGUUUAAAGGAGACCUGGGACCUCCAGGGCCACCAGGUAAACAAGGGUUCAAGGGGCGUAGAGGCCCAUCAGGAUUUGAGGGGCUAGUAGGACCACCUGGACUUGAGGGCGCUCUUGGACACAAUGGCUUUGAUGGCAUCAUGGGGGAACAAGGGAAGCAGGGAAAAGAUGGACCAAAGGGACAUCGUGGACCAACUGGUAUACAGGGAGUUCCUGGGCCUCGAGGCAACAAGGGUCGAAAAGGUCGAGCAGGAUUUUCUGGAUUGCCUGGUCCUUGUGGAGAGAUGGGAAAAUCCGGAGAGAGGGGCCUUGAAGGAGACCCUGGUAUUAAGGGAAGGUCUGGAGCCCCUGGGGUGAGUGGACCUAAGGGCUUGAAGGGAAUUCAAGGUCAUAUGGGAAACAGGGGACAAGAUGGAGCUCUUGGAGCCCUGGGACGCACUGGUGCAAAUGGGAUGAAUGGGGACACUGGAUAUCCAGGACCUAAAGGAUUACCUGGAAAAACAGGACGUCCUGGCUUCCAAGGACCUGUAGGGAAGAAUGGAAAAGCUGGCAGCAGAGGAAUGAAGGGGACACCAGGAAAACCAGGCCAAAGAGGAGUUAAAGGUGAAGUAGGCCCCUGUGGACUUCCAGGAAGUGAAGGAUUAAAGGGUAAAAUAGGUGAUGAAGGACCAAUGGGAAAACAAGGCGCUCCGGGUGAGAUGGGCAUGCCUGGACCACGUGGAUACACAGGGCCUCCUGGUAUCCAGGGUAACACUGGGCAAAGCGGAGAGGUUGGACCUCGUGGCCUUCCAGGUGACCAGGGUCCACAAGGUCCAAUUGGCCCACGUGGAGUUACAGGUUACCCAGGUAGAGAUGGAACCCAAGGACCAAAUGGAUCAGCUGGAGUCAAAGGAGAUAAGGGCUCAGCGGGGGCUUUGGGGCCAGAGGGAAUUGUUGGUCUCGAUGGUGAGGAGGGACCAAUCGGACUGAGGGGACCUGAGGGGCCAGCUGGACAAAAAGGCAUAACUGGUGAUAAGGGGAACGCUGGACCUCCUGGACUUAAAGGACCAAAGGGAACUGAAGGAGACACUGGUAAUCAAGGGCCACAGGGAAUAAAGGGGCCACCAGGGAAACAGGGAUACAGUGGUGCACCAGGAGACAGAGGGAAACAGGGGGUUCCAGGGCUCAAGGGUGAGCCAGGCACCAGAGGUACAUCAGGCAUGCCUGGGCAGUUCGGACCAGGGGGCAACACUGGGGCAACAGGAGUCAAAGGCCAGAAAGGUUUCCAGGGACAAACUGGCCCCCCUGGUAAAAUAGGUCCUCCUGGACAAAUUGGAACAUCAACACCAGGUUUGCCAGGCAACAGGGGUAUUGAUGGCAAAACCGGAAUUCCUGGACCAAAGGGCAGCCCUGGUGAGAAGGGCACAUCCGGCCUAUCUGGCAUCAAAGGAAACAUGGGGAUAAGAGGUCGAAAAGGUGCAAAAGGGGAGCCUGGGGCACAAGGACCACUGGGUACAGUGGGAAAGAUGGGGUUCACAGGCUCUCCAGGUGCUAAAGGUCCACCUGGGCCUGUUGGUCCUCCUGGUCUUCCAGGAGCUAAAGGAAUUCAGGGACCAAAGGGAAAAAGAGGCCAGUCUGGAAGGAAAGGGGACAAAGGAGCCCCUGGAAAAACUGGAGCUGAGGGCCCACUGGGGAGGCCAGGACCACCCGGGAAACCUGGAACACCCGGCCUGAGUGGUUUGGAUGGGUUACUGGGAGUCAGGGGUAAUGAGGGAGAUCCGGGUGAUGUUGGUGUCAGAGGAGCACCUGGAACACCUGGAAGGCCUGGCAAUAUGGGAAAACCUGGGCCUCCUGGGAUUAGGGGAAACACUGGACCAAAAGGGUUUAAGGGUAAAACCAGAUCGAAAGGAGUGCAUGGACCUCCUGGACCGAUUGGGCCAAAGGGCAUUCAAGGACUGAGAGGAGAGAAAGGUGAAUCUGGAAGUCUUGGUACAAAGGGUCUCUCCGGUGACACAGGGAUACCAGGACCAGUUGGGCCACCAGGGCUAAAGGGAAAUCCUGGUUUGCAGGGGCUGAAAGGGCAACUUGGUCCUAAAGGAAAGCAGGGGGAUGCUGGUAGCCGUGGUCCACCUGGGCAAAAAGGCUUCCCUGGACCACCUGGCCAGCAUGGAAAAAAGGGAAUGAAAGGUAUCCAAGGCAGGAGUGGACCAAAGGGAGUGAAGGGAAGGCGUGGGCCUCCAGGAAAACCAGGUGCACCAGGCAGGCUUACACAAAGACAAAGCUCCAAACCAGGUCAAAGAAUUGACAGACAAACACCCAGCCUCAAAAAGCAAAGAGAAGAACAACAAAAACAGCCCAGGCCAGUGUCCAGCAUAUGGUCUCAAGGAGCUGAGGCUGAGGAAUCCUUCAGUUGGCCCCAAGGAACCAAAGAUGAUCCUGCCACCACCUGCUAUGAGCUAGGGCUCAUACACCCACAUCUGAAGGAUGGUGAGGGAUACUUUUAUAUGGACCCCAACCAAGGCUGUCCCUGUGAUGCUGUGAAGGUGUUCUGUAACUUCACAGCAGGAGGAACAACCUGUAUUAAUCCUUUAAAGUCACAGAUUACAUUUAGAUGGGAACCAGAAAAACACAAAUCAAAGUCUGCCUACUGGUUCAGUCAGCAACAUGGUGGAGACAAAUUUGAGUACCCUGGUGUGGAUGUUGUACAGCUGAGGUUUCUGCGGUUCCACAGCCACACGUCUUUCCAGAGCAUGACUGUGAGCUGCACAGAAAACCACUCCAGUACUGCUCACACAACUGAAUCAGCCAACAGGAUUAUUCACUUCCUGGGAGACGCUGGCAAAGAAAUUGAUUCAGACUUUAUCAGUGUGUCCAGAAAAGGGUGUGAGAAGGAGAUGGUUGUGAGGGUCCGGGGGAGCACGGAGUUACAUCGAGGUGAUAUGGAGUUACUUCCUGUCAGAGACCUGGGUGUAGAUGUAAAGGGAGUAACUCCUCUCAUCCCUGAGAUCACAGUUGUUUUGGGACCCCUCUGCUUCUUGUGACCUAUGAGUAGUGUGUGUGUGCGCCUUUGUAUUACUUACAUUAUGGGGACCAAAACUUGUUAACACA